Molecule: messenger RNA, 1317 nt
Organism: Amaranthus tricolor (Joseph's coat)
Lineage: Eukaryota; Viridiplantae; Streptophyta; Magnoliopsida; Caryophyllales; Amaranthaceae
Exons: 1
Coding region: 1-1317 (438 amino acids)
Source: RefSeq, a predicted model, not a curated record
AUGGCAGCCAUGGAAGAGGCGAAUUGCGAUUGUUCGCAGUCCCGUUCCCAAUCCUCGAACAAUAACAGGGCUUCAUCUUUGAACCAGACUUCCGAGGAGGAUAAUCAAGAAGGAAGCAGUGCUCAGGUUCAAUUGCCGUGUUCGAUUUGUGAAGAAGAAAACCACGAAAAAUCAGUCUCUGGUUCUUCGCCUCAGAUUCCAGAAGCAGGCCUCGGCAAUGGCGGCAAUGAUUCGUCAAAGAAUCCGGAAGCAGGGACUGUAUCAUCAAUCAAGACCAAGAUGAACAGCUGGAUUGAUACAUUAAAAGGAACAACCCCGCAAUCAGAGGUAAGCCUUAAUGUCCAGUAUGCUGUUGAACCCAGUGCAGACGAGCCACCAAAAUCAGGUAUCCCACCAUCUAUUGAUUUUGAUGAUAUUAUUGAUGAAAUUGUCUACUGGGAAUCUGCCAUGAUAUGUUACGUAUUGGGCGCAAACCCCCCGCUCAAAGUUAUGGAGGGCUUUGUUCAUAGAAAGUGGAAACUCCAGGGUCUUGACAAAUUGGUUGGAAUCGGGAAGGGGGUAUUCUUAGCGCGAUUCCAUGAUAAAGAUAACAUGCUUAAGGUAUAUAAUGGUGAUCAUAUCUUCUUUGAUUCAAAACCUUUGAUCAUGAAACCUUGGACCCCUGACAUAGAUGUCAUGAAGGAUGAUGUUAAAACUGUACCCAUGUGGAUCAAACUCCCUGGACUAGACCUGAAAUACUGGGGUGUUAAGGCCUUGACGAAAAUAUGUAGUGGUGUGGGAAAAUUUAUCAAACCAGAUAACCCCACACUCGACAAGGACAAGUUGCAGUUUGCCCGUGUUCUUAUUGAAACUGAGUUGGACGCCCCUUUGCCUGAUUCUAUUACCUUCAUUAAUGAAAAAGGUAACACUAUUACUCAGGUUAUUAAAUACGAUUGGAAGCCUACUGUUUGUACCAGCUAUAAAGGAUUUGGUCACGAAGGGAAAAACUGUAGGAGAGGGACAACAGCCAUUGUUAAACGAUGGAUUCCAAAGGUCAAACAAACAGAACCUCCUUCUCAACCACAGCAAUUGACUCAGCAACAGAAUCAGCGGUCUAAUGAUCUUGAAGACGAGGGUUUCACUCCUAUCAAGCGAAAACCUCCAACACCACAGAAACUGACCGACCCUAGUACUGAUGGUAGCCUUCCCAUGAAUAACAAAUUUGCCUUGCUGACAGGGGGAAAUACAGAGGAGCUUGUAACUUUGGAUGCUGCUUCCAUGCCUAAGAUUAAUGACACUCAUGGGGGAAUGGAUUGCCCCCUUGUUGAGAAUGGAUAA